AUGUCUAGCGACGGUCUCAACCCGAGUGGUCCAGCUCAGCCAUCUCUGGAUCAAGUAUACGAGACGAAAGGCAAUGCAGCGUCAAAAGAGCCAGCAGAGGAGAGAACAGCAGAACAGAAUGCACACCAGGUAUCACAGUCUCGAGCAACCGACCAACGAGUCCCCCGGACUCAAGCCAACUACGAAGACGCAACAAGCUCCAGCCUAGGCUAUGGCAUCUCAGGCGCAGGUCCAGGCGAAGAAGCCAAAGGUCUGACGGAAGAGGAUGUGGGCCGACACAAGGAGAACGAUGGCGAUGCCUUAGCAGUCUACGGUGAAGACAAGAUCGCAGACGCCAACGAUACCAAGUCCGGCGCUAGUGGAGCCCAGCCAGGGUUGGAAAGUGAUCUCGAUAGGAAGAAGGCCGAGCAGGCACCUGCGAGGGAGAAGGUGCAGGAAGAGGAGAAGAAGGAUUUCGAUGUUGGUGGUGUGCUUGGGCAGAGAGGUGGACCGGCUAAUCCUGUUGAUAAAAAGGGUUAUCCUAAUGCUUCGUCGUGA
Molecule: messenger RNA, 537 nt
Organism: Recurvomyces mirabilis
Lineage: Eukaryota; Fungi; Ascomycota; Dothideomycetes; Mycosphaerellales; Teratosphaeriaceae
Exons: 2
Coding region: 1-537 (178 amino acids)
Source: RefSeq, a predicted model, not a curated record